UUAUUUGGGAAUUGGGAAUGGGAUUUGUGAGAAAGAUGUUCGAUUCGAAAUGAAGGUUGUAAUUGUAAUAUUUUUUUAGUGAGAAUUCAAAUUCUUCAAAAACUUCUACCCUAUUUCGUAUUUGCUAAUCAUUACAGUGAAGAAUAAGUUAAAAACGCAAUUAUGGAUGUGCAAUUUGCGCCAAACUCUAUUGAUGAGCCGAGCUUGCUUUUCAAACUUCAACGAAAAAUCAAAGUAUUCAACACGAACCAACAAUUACCGAACCGUGGUUACAACUUGAUAGCUUCUACAUCCAAAUACGGUUUGGUUUUUGUAGCGACACCAAUUCAGACAUUAUCAGUAUAUUACCUCAAAGAGUUGAUUGAUAAGGAUACUGAGCCUCAAUUUCUGUCUGUUAAGCUGCCAGUGUCUCCUACACACAUUGCAGUCAAUUGCAAUGAAGAAUGGUUGGCCGUUGUUGGUGGGCAAAUGGUCCUUGUCUAUAAAUGCCUGGAUUUCCAAAAUACUGAUAUUAGACCAUCUGUGUCUAUCAAAUGUGACGUGAGCCCUACAACUUUUGUAUCAGCACUGCAGUGGAAUCCAUGCAUACCAGAUACUAUUGGCAUUGUAUUUUUUGAUGGAACUUUGAUUGUUAGCCAAGUUAGCACAAUGCAAAUGAAGAAAAUACAAUCAAAUGCAAGAUGCAUAUGUUGGAGUCCAAAAGGCAAACAACUUGUGACGGGUAACAACGACGGUACUCUCAGCCAAUACAAGCCUGAUCUCUCUCCAAUGAAAAUGAUCCCUGCACCGAAUCUGUUUGAAGGUGCACCGGUUGAAGUGUUAGCUAUACACUGGAUUGCAACAUACCAAUUUGCUGUGACUUAUAAAAAUGCAUCAGAUAAUAAUCGACCAGCUGUAACAAUUGUAAAUACACCCAAAGGAGGUCAACUUACUUGCCUUAAUUUUGAGGACAUUUGUUAUAGUAUGGGAUCAACGAGACCUUGGUACUAUUAUCUGCAAGGGAUUUCCCAAUGGAACCUGAUAUUGUCUUCGUCAUCAAACAGUAUGGAAAUAGCAACUCUUGCUUCCCCCGACAGUACAAACUGGGUGCAGUGGUGUCAAUCUGAUGAAGCAAGGCCCGAAUUACCAUUGACAGAUAAAAAGCUAGAGAACUACCCUGUUGGUAUUUGUAUUGACUCUGCUGCCAUACACCAGUUACCUUGGGGUGAGAACGAGAUGCUACCGCCGAUGCCUCUUCUACACGUGGUAUCACAGACCGGACUGUUGUCAAUCUUCAACAUAGUCAACCUGAACAAGUCGGCGUCGCAAAUAUGCGUGCCAGUGCAACAUAUGGCACUACCGGCCGCUGCUUUGACGAGAACAACACCUGAAGAUGUGCCAUCACAACCUGAAGCACCACCAACUGUGCCCUUUCCUCAACCCAAGCCGCAACCACCGCCAAUGUACCAGCAACCGCCAGCGCAACCUGUGCCGGUCCCGCAACCUACACCGGUUCCGCAACCUACGCUAGUGCCGCAACCUACACAGGCCCAGCAACCUAUACCUGUAGUACCAAAACCGGUGCAACAACCACUGACUAAUAUUGCACCUCCUGCAGCCACAAGUUUAUCAUUUGGAGUAAAAAAGGAGCCAGCAUCGCCUGCAGUUGAGACAACUAGUGCUCCGUUUCAGUCAAAACCAGCAGCUCAAGCGACUAACGCUCAAGCAGCUUCAGCUGAAGCGGCUGCAGCUCUGUUGGAACAAGAAAGAAUCAACAAAGCGAAGAUGAAUCAAAAAUUAAGAAACAUGCUCAUCAAAGAAGUGAACGAUUUCAACAUGGAAAUGUAUACAUUCAUGAAACUGACACAUGAGAAACAAAUCAAGUUUGAACAAGACAUACAAUCGGCCAACUUCAACAUAGACUUGGACACGGACAGCGCGCGCCUGAGGAAGGAGUGCGGUAUCGACAAGCUGCGUGACGUCAUCGUGCACUUGAAGCUGGAGAUGGUGCGCGCGUGCGCCGUCAUCGCUGAAGCUAGGACGCAGGCUGAGGCAAAGGAUCUCCAAGAAUGGACGCAGGCCGACCCUCUGACCACCAAGCGCAUUGCGUCGGUGAAGAAACUCGCCUACUACGUGCAAACGCAACUCGACCACGCCCGCAAGGCGCUCGACCACAAGUGGAACGAGAUGAGUGCCAGAGAGGAAUACGGCAAGCCCGGUGAUAGAAUGAUCCGACCAAUAUUGGACGAUGUGUACCAACCGUUGGUGAAGCAACAAGAGAUACUCAGCAGACAGAUGGCGGUGCUCAAAACUUUGAGGAACACCAUGAACGAAUGCAACUUCGCGCCAACUUUCAAAUCCACAUCGCUUUUGAGGAGUACACCGUUCAAAAAUAAGGAUCAAUUAACAAAACUCACAAAAAAUAUUCUAAACAUGAGCAUAGAGUCGCAGAACAAAUCAAAAGACAAUCUCCUGAGCUCACAAAAACUGGACGCCCUGCGCGAUGUACUCUCAAACCACAAACCGAUUAAAGUAAAACCAAUGGACGCUGAGCUGCAACAACACUUGGAGUACAUGAAACAGAGAUACGAUAGGAGUUCUAAAGAGAGAGAAAUGAGAGACAUUAAACAGGAAAUUUCACAACCCGAAAUCCAAAAACCUGUACCGUUCUCGGCGAUGUCAAAGCAACCACAACCACAAAUACAAACGCAACCGCAAAUGCCUGUGCAACCACAACCUCAAAAGUUCGAGCAACCAAUGCCUGCGCUUACAUCACAGGAAGCUCCACAUCUGAAAAGUGAACUGACAAAGGAUUCCAAUAUAUUCAUGGGUCUUAAAUUCGGACCUCCAGCUUCAUUUGCUUAUGCGCAACCUUCAUUCACCGCCUCUGUACCCAAACCCGAUAUCGUAAAGGAGUCGCCCAUCAACAUUCCUACCUACAACCCUCCUAAUAACUCGAAGCCUCCACCCAGUGUAGCAAGAACCUUGUUCACUGACGAAAAAGAAGAAGAUAUACCACCAGGACCUCAAGAAUCACAACAUCCGUCUAACGACCAGUCACAGCCACAGCCAAACAUUAACGCAUACACUAAAAGUAUAAUCAGAAAGUUAAUACUGAAAGAUUCGUCCAAUAAAAACAUACCUCAGUCUGGUGAGCCAAAGAACGACGCUAACACGUUCAUGGGACAAAAUGUCUGUUCGCCGACUGCGUUUGCCUUUUCAAAGCCCAAUCCUACACAAACAACCUUUGGCACAAAACCUGCCCCAGCUUUUCCAACCACCAAUAAAUCCCAACCUACCCCUGAACCACCCACUGCGAACCCAAAGUCCGACGAAACCGGUGAACCAGAAGCGGGCACCGUACCGGGUAAAGACGAGAACAAACCACGGGAAGAGAAACCCAUAACGAAUAUGUUCACCUUGAAGAAGAACACACAAUUCAAUACUAAAAACCAAAACGUUCCAGACGUUUUGAAAAGUGGUCAAAGUUUUUUUGGAAAAUCUGAUAAAAGCACUCCUGAAGGUAACGAGAAAUCUAAAAGUGAUUUCGCUAAGCCAACUAAUCAAGAAAAACAACCCGUAGACAAAAAAGAAAGUGAAACGAAACCUGCUCCACAGAUGACAAACAAACCACCAGCGCAAUCUGUUAUUUAUGUAGAUCUGAAGAAACCUGCAGCUGAAGCUAAGAUGGAGAAGGUUCCGUCAUCAUUAUUUGAUGUCUCUGCAGCGGCUCCCCCACCCGGACCAAAGCCCCAACCUGAAACUACGACACCACAGCAAUCAACACCAACUGAAACACCAAAACAAUCAGCAGACCAAGAAAGCUCAACAAAAUCACAACCAACAGCACCACCAACCGAAGAAGUUACAAUAACAUCAACUGUCUAUAUCAAAACUCCAACAACAUUGCCUUCUGGAACAACUAGUGAAACACCAAUUGAAACACCAACUUCAGACCCAUCAACACCUACUUCAGAACCUUCAAAAGCUGCAGAAUCUGAAACUAUGACAGAACCAAACGAACCAGCAGAUUUGACCACAAAAGUACCAGAAAGUACAACAGAUGCACCAAAUACGUCUGCAGCGUUCAGUCCAUCUGGAUCUAUAUUUACUCCUACUACUACCGCAGCGUUUAGUGCUGAAGAGACAAAGCCUUUAUUCAGUACACCUGCACCAAAUACAGUAUUCGGUUCAGCUCAACCUUCUGCCUUCGCGUCUAGUGCAUCAUCAAUCUUCGCUUCAGCGACAGCUUCAGCAUUUGGUACACAAACCACGAAGGCUUCAAUGUUCAGUCCGAGUACUACAUCCCAGAGCAUAUUUGGCACGUCACCAACAACGUCCGCGUCCGUAUUUGGCACUUCAGCGCAGAGUAUAUUCAGUGCGGCGUCCUCGUCUAUAUUCGGUGGCACGCCGACGACUACUCAGAAUAUAUUUGGAACGUCCACAACACAAUCCGUUUUUGGUGGUGGUCAGUCCGUAUUUGGAUCAACUGGGAGUCCUAGUCAAGUUUUCGGCGCGCCAUCGACUCAGACGUCCAUAUUUGGAACGCCAACACCUACUACCCAAACGUCUGUGUUUGGGACUCCGACGCAAACAACUCAGGCCUCAGUGUUUGGUACCCCGCCCACGACGCAAGCGUCCGUGUUCGGCUCGCCCACAACGACGCAGAGUUCUAUCUUCGGUGAGGCCAACUUGUUCGCCUCGGCCACCAUAUCUACCACCAGCGCACAAACGCCAGCGAGUGGAAAUAUCUUUGGCGGAGGCUCAUCGGGCUCGGCGUUUGGUAGCACCAGUAUAUUCAGCGGCUCCAAUCCAACCGCGACCAACAUAUUCGGAGGGGGCAGUUUCGCUCCGAAACCGGCCACCGACUUCUGGAGUGGAGGGGGUAAUACUGGCGGAUUUGGGAGUACUGCUUUUGGUCAAACAGCAACGACGCAAUCGUCGUCCAUUUUCGGCAGCUCUGGUGGAAGUUUCAGUACUCCGACCCCUGGACAGCCGUUCGGCAGUCCACAGGGACCUUUUAGUGGUGGUGACCCGAAGCCUUCUGUGUUUGGAACUCCUCAACAGCAGUCAGCUUCUGGAUUCGGUGGAAGUGCUGUGUUUGGAUCUAAACCUGUCUUCGGGGGAUCGCCCACAUACGGCUCUUCAGCAAUGGGCGGCUUCAACAAGAGCCCCAGUAGUGGGUUCGGUGCUCCGGCCGCGUUUGGUGGCAACGCCUUCGGAGCCUCCGCCUUUGGCAACGCAUCUCCCAACCAAGCCUUUGGUGCAGCUGCACCAGGGUUCGGUUCCCCGACGCAGUCGAACGCGACGUUCGAGACUCUCGCCACACAGAACACGCUCACCUUCGGCAACCUCGCGCAGCAGUCCGGACAAGCGCCACAAGCCGCGCCCACUUUCAAUACGUCACCUUCAUUUACUGGAUGGAGAGGCUGAUUUUGCAAAGAACACAUUUCUACGAAAUAAUCAUCUGUGUAUCAUAUUAUAUGUAUCAAUCAAGUUAUUUUUUAUUAAGUGAAUAUAUUAAACUACUAAGAAAUUACUUUAAUUUUUCAGUUUAAAUUAAAUAGAUUUUAAUAUGAA
Molecule: messenger RNA, 5559 nt
Organism: Bicyclus anynana (squinting bush brown)
Lineage: Eukaryota; Metazoa; Arthropoda; Insecta; Lepidoptera; Nymphalidae
Product: nuclear pore complex protein Nup214
Exons: 30
Coding region: 163-5412 (1749 amino acids)
Biological process (GO): protein import into nucleus; RNA export from nucleus
Cellular component (GO): nuclear pore
Molecular function (GO): protein binding; structural constituent of nuclear pore
Source: RefSeq, a predicted model, not a curated record